AUGGAUUUGUUACAGGUUACCUCCCUGUUGCCUGUAAGACAAUCAUCCACCGUUAAUCAAUCACAGACCGCUCUGGCACCCUCCCCCGACCCACCCGCACGUCCUCUCCCUUGCUACAGCCCGCCGCCUUCCCCCUCGACCCGUGCCUCCCCCUCUCCACGCCCCAGCGGCCGCCGCGGCCCCCAAAGCCUUCACCCUCCUUUGGCCGCCCCUCAAGCGUUGGCCGGCGGAUCCGCGCCGUCCCGGCCGCCGCUCCGUCCUCGCCUGGCCGCCAUCCGCGCCGUCUCGACCGCCGAUCCGCGUCCCCGGCCGCCGUCCGUGCCAUCCUCGUCGCGCCGCCGCUCCGUCCCGGCCGCCGUCCCGACCGUCGAUCCGCGUCCCCGGCCGCCGUCUGCGCCCUCCUCGCCGCACCGCCACUCCAUCCCCUGCGGAUCCACGUCGGCCCGGCUACCGUCCGCGCCGCCCGGACGCCGAUAUACAUCCAGCCGCCGCUCCGUCCCCGGCUCCGCGCUGUCCUCGCUCCCUGGUCGUCGCCUCCCCAUCCCUGAUGGAGGGGCUGUGUUCACGCACUCCCUUGAGAGGCUGCGCGCGCCCGGCGGGGCGGAGCUCGACGUGCCCUGGCUCACGGCCCCUUCAACCUCACCUCGCGCAUGCCGUUCUUCCUCGCGGGCGGCGCCAUCAUCCGCGCCACGCAGGUGAGCAUAUAUGGAUUUGGUGAAAAGAAAAGGUGGUAGGUCUCGAAUUCAAAGACAUGUCAAACACCACCAAUCUUGAUCUACUAUAUGCCCGUGCAGCACUGAAGGUAAUUCUUUCAGUUUCUUUGUUCACUUAUGGUGUGCAGGGUUUGUCUUAGUUAAUUUAUUCAUGUACAUGGAUUUUGUUGGUGAUAAUGCUAGAUGGCACCACUGUAGAUGCUCAGCUCCUUUUCUUAGGCUUAGUUUACUGAGUACCAGUCUCGAAUAUGUCAUCAGAUGUUUACUAAAUUAGUUUGACCAAUGCCUCUUUUGGUGACUAAUAAGUGUCAUGUUUUAAUUUCUAGACUAGAAGCAGAGGACCUAAAAAGGAUGAACUACACAUCAUUACCUUUAUUUCAUGUUCAGAUGUCUAGAAGUAGAGGACCCUUAAGCUUUGACAGCAUCUUUAUUUCAUAAAUGAUUGAUAUUUGUAAUUUAUCCGUCAUGUUUAUUGUUGUAAUUGGGGAGCUUAUAGUCAGUUUAGGUUGCAGACUAAUUUCAGAGGGGAUCAAGGAAACUUGUAGCAGGUUCUGUAUGCGUUUUGAGGCCAGUAUGGUGGCAUAAGUUCUGCCUAAGUACAGCCACAGUCAUCAUCAGUUGACCCACCUUGUGCUCUUGCAAAUGAUUUUCUUACAUGAGACCAGUUCAAAAGGUUCGUGGAAAGUAUAAAUACAUUAUUUUGAAGAUAGAUGACAACUUAACAAAUCAUCUGCUGCUGGGGAUUGCACCAACUAUUCUCAAGAGCAGUAAGCUAGGGGGCAUGCAGCUGAAGGAGGCAGCAAAUGAGAAGAGCUGAAAGGUGUCCUCACUUUGUCAUGUAUCAUUAUCACAUUUAUUAUAUUAAUCAAACAUAAGGAAAGCAUCCUUCAGAACAAGAAGAAAAGUGUCCCUACUUUGUUGACUUAGUUGCCUUGCAUUUGGCAUCUUGUGAUAUCUAUGUUUGAUAUUAAUUUUGGAUAAAUUGCUAGCCUUUGAUGACCCUGAUACACCAGGACGUAUGCAUAUGAGGGCAGGGGCAAAGAUCGAGUAGGCAGUCCAUUUUUUUUUCUUUUAGAAUGGUUUGUACUAUGAUGCAUUUCCCCUCCAUUUUUGUACUUGGAUGGAUACAGCAGGGCGUAUUUGUUAGAAACUGAGUUGUUGAGCUUUCCUGAAAA
This is a messenger RNA of Panicum virgatum (switchgrass), 1888 nucleotides long. RefSeq names its product wiskott-Aldrich syndrome protein homolog 1-like. NCBI's taxonomy places the organism in Eukaryota, Viridiplantae, Streptophyta, Magnoliopsida, Poales, Poaceae. The transcript has 3 exons. The record is from RefSeq and is a predicted model, not a curated record. The coding region runs from base 1 to 699 and encodes 232 amino acids.